CCGGCCGCGGACAGCAUGGAGACCGCGGCGGGCGCCCAGGCUGCCGGUAGCGCAGGGCCGCGGGAGCGAGGCCUUUGCGUGCUGUGCGGCCUGCCUGCAGCGGGAAAAUCGACCUUCGCGCGCGCCCUGGGCCGCCGGCUGCGGCAGGAGCGAGGCUGGACCGUGGGCGUCCUCUCCUACGACGACGUCCUCCCAGACGCCUCCCUGGAUUCCGAGGGCGCGCGGCCGCCGCCAUCCCAAUGGAAAAUGCUUCGACAGGAACUGUUGAAGUACCUGGAAUGCUUCUUGACUGCUGUCAUUAGCGGGUGCCCGAUGUCUGCCCCACCCAACAGGACUGAAGCCAUAUGGGAAAAUUUUAUAACUUGCCUAAAGGAUCAAGAUCUGAUAUUUUCUUCAGCACUCAAGGCCCCAUAUUGCUAUCUCUUAGCAAAAACUGCUGUUUCUAGACCUUUAUUUUUGGUUUUAGAUGACAACUUUUAUUAUCAAAGUAUGAGAUACGAAGUCUUCCAGCUGGCUCGGAAAUAUUCAUUAGGCUUUUGCCAGCUCUUUUUAGAUUGUSCCCUUGAGACCUGCUUGCAGAGGAAUGGCCAGAGAUUACGAGCCCUGCCUCCAGAGACCAUUUAUGCAAUGGGGGAAAAGAUAGAAAAGCCCAACCCUCAGAAAAAUGCUUGGGAACACAACAGCCUUACAAUUCAGAGUCCAGCAUGUUCUUUGGAGAGCAGCCUGGAGGUGACUGAUUUAUUAUUGCUUACUGCUUUGGAAAAUCCAGUAAAGAAUAUUGAGGACAAUAUGGAACAAAAGGAAAUGGACAGAAUUAUUUGUUCAACUAAYGUUCUUCAUAAAGCUGAUCAGACACUCCGAAGAAUUGUCUCUCAGACAAUGAAGGAAGCAAAAGAUGAACAAGUACUUCCUAACAACUUGAAGCUUCUAGCAGAAGAACUUAAUAAGCUCAAAGCAGAAUUUCUGGAAGACCUAAGACAAGGAAACAAAUAUCUAUGCUUUCAACCAACCACUGACCUAUCAGAUGUCACUUCUUUUUUUUGUAAUGAGAAAGAUAAUAUUGUACAGAAGUAUUUUUCAAAGCAACAUUAAAAUUUCAGAAUUUCCAACUGUUUGAUUUUGACGAGCUUUUGCAGAGAAGUAAUUUUGUAUUAGUGGGUGUUUUCUAGGCCAAUAAUGUGACCUGCUAAAGACCAUUCUUUCAAAGAAAACAGUCUAUUCUAAAGGACCCAUUAGUCAUAACAGAAAUCACUUCAGUCACUUGUCAGAUAUGACAUGGAUAAUUAAGCAUCCGAGGUGGCCCUCCUCAUUGAUGUGCCAGAACCCUUAGGGCAUAGGAGUCAGGUUAAAUGGAUCCUGAAUAAAGAGGGUAAGCURGGAUGGAGGCAAUUGCACAUAUGUGGGGCUAUUUUUGUUUUUAGCUUGGUGAUAGAUCUUUUCAUGGUAAGGCAUUCUAGAAAUUCAAACUUGGGUACCCAUAAAAUCUUUUUCUUUUAUUAACUUAACAUUUUAUAUACCAGAAAAUUACUAAAAAACUAAUUU
This is a messenger RNA of Urocitellus parryii (Arctic ground squirrel), 1542 nucleotides long. It is a transcript of the gene Pstk, whose product is annotated as phosphoseryl-tRNA kinase. NCBI's taxonomy places the organism in Eukaryota, Metazoa, Chordata, Mammalia, Rodentia, Sciuridae. Gene Ontology annotation, molecular function: kinase activity; tRNA binding. The record is from RefSeq and is a predicted model, not a curated record.